Galeopterus variegatus (Sunda flying lemur) is the source of this 618-nucleotide messenger RNA. Its product is annotated as disks large homolog 5-like. The record is from RefSeq and is a predicted model, not a curated record. The transcript has 3 exons. NCBI's taxonomy places the organism in Eukaryota, Metazoa, Chordata, Mammalia, Dermoptera, Cynocephalidae. Bases 1 to 465 code for a protein of 154 amino acids.
AUGUGUCAGUGUGCACCUGUGUUCCUGAGACGCUCUUCGGCAGCCCUGCUGGAUCUACAAUGGCCAAUGCUGAUCAGGUUUGAGGCCAUCCACCACGAGCUGAACAAGGCCACGGCCCAGAACAAGGACCUGCAGUGGGAGAUGGAGCUGCUGCAGUCGGAGCUGACGGAGCUGAGGACUAUGCAGGUGAAAACCGAGAAGGAGUCGGAGAAGUACAAAGAAGAGCGCGAUGCCGUGUACAGCGAGUACAAGCUCAUCAUGAGCGAGCGCGACCAGGUCAUCUCCGAGCUGGACAAGCUGCAGACCGAGGUGGAGCUGGCCGAGUCCAAGCUCAAGAGCAGCACGUGUGAGAAGAAGGCGGCCAGCGAGGGGGUGGAGGCGCUGCGGCAGGACACAAUUGGAGACACUGGUUAUUUUACCAAAGCUUUAACUGGAAUGUCGUAUAUGACCAGACUCCUGCUUUAAGAAUUUGAGGCUGACAUUUUUACAGAGCCAAUAAAAAGCUCCUUGGAAAAACUGGCCUGAUAACUUGUCUACGUGAUUGCAAGGUUCCUGGCCUUGAGGUAGGUACAGAAUAUAACUUCCUGACAGGCACGAACCUUGAUAUUUUGGAGACCU